AAUCUUUGCGUGAAACCCUUAUAUAAGGAACCCACCUUUGCAAGCUUAAUUUGUCCUCCAACUCUCUCUGUGUUUCCACUGCUCUCUCUCUCUCUCUCUCACACAGAAAAGAUGGAGCGCUCAAUGAAGCUCUUUUCGACUAUUUUCCUCGUCCUGUUGCUUCUCAUGGCUACUGAGAUGGGGACGGAGGUGGCGGAGGGAAGGACGUGCGAGUCGCAGAGCCACAAGUUCAAGGGGACGUGCUUAAGCGAUACCAACUGCGCCUCCGUGUGCCAUACGGAGGGCUUUCACGGUGGCAAUUGCCGUGGCUUCCGUCGCCGCUGCUUCUGCACUAAACAUUGUUAAUCUUCACCACAAUUCACUUAAUACUUUCCUUCCAUAUCCAUCCAUCCAUCCAUCCAUCAGUAUUUAGCUAGCUAGCUGCUUUUUUUUUUUAACAAUCAACUUAAAAGAGUUUAAGAACUCCAUGUACCGCCUUUGCAUGCUUGUAUUAUGUUAGUGUAUGGUGAGGGAGAUGUGAUUUCAUCGAGUCGUGUCUCCUGUUUACAUAAUCUACUUAAUGUGUGCGCUGCCUAUGAAUAACGUUCCAGAUCGAGUAGUACUCCUUUGGCCUUUGUCUAUCUUAAUGCAUCUUCAAAUAUUUCACCUUUCUUUAUAAA
Molecule: messenger RNA, 659 nt
Organism: Malania oleifera
Lineage: Eukaryota; Viridiplantae; Streptophyta; Magnoliopsida; Santalales; Ximeniaceae
Product: defensin-like protein
Exons: 2
Coding region: 112-345 (77 amino acids)
Biological process (GO): defense response
Source: RefSeq, a predicted model, not a curated record